Messenger RNA from Gadus chalcogrammus (walleye pollock), 4307 nucleotides. RefSeq names its product ligand of numb-protein X 2b (gene lnx2b). The record is from RefSeq and is a predicted model, not a curated record. Gene Ontology annotation, molecular function: metal ion binding; protein binding; ubiquitin-protein transferase activity. NCBI's taxonomy places the organism in Eukaryota, Metazoa, Chordata, Actinopteri, Gadiformes, Gadidae. The coding region runs from base 524 to 2608 and encodes 694 amino acids. The transcript has 11 exons.
CUUCCUGUAAGAAGCGUCAGACCUGGGUUUGUUUGUUUUUUUCCAAACUGGGAAUAUCGCCCAGCUCACGCCUGUCGGAUGGACUACAGCAGGGGCGGUGUACCAUAAUAACUUUUACACCACAGAAUCGGAAGCGACGUUGGCCAGAAGAUCGUCGAGAUCCGUCAAUCUCAAUGUGUCGUGUAACCUCGUUCCCGACGUAAGCUACUGAAGGUGAGCCAUGUUCUUGGGACGACCAGCCACGAAUGACCGUCAUUGAGAUCUGAAGACGGGCACCGGGCCAAUCGAGGAUACAGGUCUUUAAAAUGGAGUUCUCUCGGGAUGUACACGGGGAGAAACACUAGACGAUACAGAAGAGCCCUUAGGAAACAAGACACCGGAUUUCCCCGGAGAGAGGUGUGCACGUGGGAGGAGGAGGAGGAGGAGGAGGAAGAGGAGGAGGAGGAGGUAGUAGUAGAGGAGAAGGAUUGCUUUUCCAGGAGAAACAAAGGAAGCACGGAGCGUGGUCAGUCUUCCAGUCACCAUGACGGAGCCCAAGACCGCCGCCGGCGGGAGCCCCGCGGCGGCGCUGGCGUGGGCGCGCGUGUGCAAGGAGUGCGGCCAGCAGCACGAGGGCCAGGACAACCACCUGUACGAGUACCAGGACGAGGUGGACGACGAGCUGGUGUGCCACAUCUGCCUGCAGCCGCUGCUCCGGCCCAUGGACACGCCGUGCGGCCACACCUACUGCUUCUUCUGCCUCAGUAACUUCCUGAAGGAGCAGGACUUCUGCCCCGUGGACCGGCUGAGGCUGCAGCUGCACCAGUGUCGGCCCUCCAGCCUGCUGGUGCGGAACCUGCUGGACAAGUUGAUGGUGCUCUGCCCCCACAACGAAGAGUGCCCCCAGCAGAUGCAGCGCUGCGAGCUGAUGCCCCACCUGCACAACAGAUGUCCUGUUUUCAAGAAGUUGAAAGAAGAGGCAGAGAGGAGGAAGAAGCCCUCCUGGAAAGAGGUCAAGGGGCGCAAUGCGGAGGUGGAGGCGUGCGCGGAAAGCAAACUUCCAGCGGCUCCGUCCAGAACGUCGACUCGAGAGCACGCCGACCCCGGCUUGAUCAACCCAGCCUACGAGGAGAGCGAAGAAGACACGGGCGCCCUGAGGUCCAGCCUGGUGGCGGAGGCCAACACGGUGGAGCUGUUCCGGGACGAGCCCGAGGACGACCUGGGCCUGCGCAUCGUGGGAGGGAAGGACACCCCGCUGGGGAACAUCGUCAUCCAGGAGAUCGUCCGCGACUCCCUGGCGGCGCGUGACGGGCGGCUGGCCCCUGGGGACCACAUCCUGGAGGUGAACGACAGCAGCCUGGCCGCCGUGCCGCACUCCAGGGCCAUCGCCGUCCUGCGGCAGCCCUGCUCCGUGCUGCGGCUCACCGUCCUGCAGGAGAAGGGCUUCAAGCCCCGCGCAGAGCCCCACCCCACCACCGCCGUCGGCCCCGUCGCCACCACGGGCCCCCAGGGGUCUCCCGGCAACGCCGCCUCGGCGCCCCACCACGGCGCGGUCGUCCAGGUGAUGCUGGUCAAGCGGGACCGCGGCGAGCCCCUCGGGAUCAAGCUCAUCCGCAAGUCGGAGGAGAGCGGGGUCUUCAUCCUGGACCUGUUGGUGGGGGGGCUGGCCGCCAAGGACGGCAAGCUGAGGAACAACGACAAGGUGCUGGCCAUCAACGGCCAGGACCUGAGGCACGGCACGCCCGAGACCGCGGCCCAGAUCAUCCAGGCCAGCGAGGUGCGGGUGAACUUUGUGGUGAUGAGGUCCACCGAGGCCCUAGAGGAGGCGGACGGUGGAGAGGGGAGGUCUGGACGGGGGUCCCGCAGAGCGCCGGAACAGCAGUACUUCAGGCGCCACUCCACCUUCCUGAAGGACCCUCCCAGUGGCUUCUCCAGCCAGGAGAAGACGGUGAGCCUGAAGAAGGAGCCCCGGCUGUCUCUGGGCAUCACCAUCGCCGGGGGGCGGGACUGCCGCUGCCGCCUGCCCCUCUACAUCACCAGCGUCCAGCCGGUGGGCUGCCUGCACCGGGACGGCACCAUCAAGACCGGGGACAUCCUGCUGAGCAUCAACAGCGUGGACCUGACCCAGCUGAGCUACGCCGAGGCGGUGUCGGUGCUGAAGGCCCAGGCGGCCCAGGGCCAGGUGGUGCUGCGGGCGCUGCAGACCACCGCCGAGGAGGCCGACGCGGAGGGCGGCGACGGCGGCAGCAGCGACGAGGCGGAGGCGCACGAGAGCGCCCACGACGACGACCUCAACUGGACCCCUCCCUGGACCAGCUGGCUGGGUCUGCCCAGUAACAUGCACUGGUGCCGCGACAUCGUCCUCCUGAAGACCAACAACGACAGCUGGGGCUUCAGCAUCGUGGGCGGCUACGAGGAGAGCCGUGGCCAGCAGCCCUUCUUCAUCAAGACCAUCGUGCCCGGCACGCCCGCUCACUUCGACGGACGCCUCAAAUGUGGCGAUGAGAUCGUAGCGGUGAACGGAGCGACCACGGUUGGCAUGAACAACUCCUCUCUGAUCCCCAUGCUGAAGCUUCAGAAGAACAAAGUCACACUCACCGUGGUGUCCUGGCCAGGGAGCCUCGCCUAAUCAACACACACCUAGGCACUAUCCCUUUCUUUGUGUCUGUCUCUCUAUCUAUUUCUCUCUGUCUCCCUCUCUCUCUGUUCCUCUGUCUCCCUCUCUCUGUGUCUGUCUCCCUCUCUCUGUGUCUGUCUCUAUCUCUGUGUCUCUGACGCCCUCUCUCUCUCUAUCUAUAUCUCCCUCCCUCUCCGUCUUUUUCUAUAGCUCUGUCUCUGUCUGUCUGUUUCAGUCUGUAAUCUCUGGCAUGGAUCGUAUGUCAGUAUAAACUCAUCACAGAGUGGGGGUGUUUUUAAGGUCUAUCCGGAAAUAAUUGGGAUAAUCUGAGUAGAGUAUUGGCACAAUUGGGGUUAAUCAUUUUAGAUUAAUGACGACAAUCAGUGGACAAGCGUUUAACUGUGUACUGGAUAUAAUAUUUUAUUUUUUAUUACAUUUUAUCAUGUCUUUAUGUACAUUUUACUUCACUUUGAAGCACCGGUACAGGUAAUUCAGUCAGCUGUAGAAUCCAAAAAAAGGAGUGCAGCAUUUAUGUAAUCAUAAUAAUGUGAUCGAUGCAGCGUACUUUGUGGCGUGAGAACAAAUGGACUGUUGGCCAUGCCCACAGAUGUCCAUUUCUCGUCAUAUUAAGUACAUUAUCAUCACUCGUGUUGUUUUAUGACAUGCAUUUUUAAAGUAUCCUUCAAAGCUGCUACAGUUCUUUAAGUGUGGAUGUGUAUAGAAGAUCAAAGACAAAGGUCAAGUAUAGGUUAACAUGGGCUCUCGCUGUAAUAGACUAGGCCACUUCAGGUAUGUCGCUCAACAACCUAGGGUCACAGAAGUCAACCAGGACCUACUAGCAGCCUGCAGGCCAAGCCUGGACAGACUGAACGACAUUUUGCCCAAGAAUACAGCGGCUGAUGAUAUUUAGCUGAAGCUAGGAGUAUAAAUCCCAUAAUGAACAAUAUUUGUGAUCGGACGAAUUAUGCAGAAUGUUGAGAGAGCGAAAGAUGUGCGCAAUUGAUUGCAAUCAAUCAAUGACAAAGUGCACUGUAGCAUGCUAAAUCUUGCUGAAUGUAUCAUACAACGUGGGUGUGUGGUACACAUUAAGGGAGAAAUCAAGACGUGCACUUGCCUUUAUUAUAACCUUAUCCGAAGGUUUUUUUUGCAUUUACCACGUAGUUAUUUUUACGUGACGUUCAUCACACUUAUAUUGUGUAUGGUUUCAAUAUGAAUAGGAUGUGCUUAUUAUAUUCAUCCUUUAUAUUUCUGUUGGAACCGUACCUCAGCUGAGAUGCUAAUCACCAAGUGGCCUUUCCGAUGUCCUGGAGAUGAUUUGAAAUAAUUCAUGUUUUGGACCACUUCUAUCAUCACUUUCAAUAAACUCGAGGAAUUGUAAUGUUUUGUUCUGUUAUUUUUUCGGCUUAAUGUGUUACUGGGACUCAAAACACUCCACACCCGAUAGUAUACAAUGAUAACCCUGUUUAAGUUACUUGAACCAAUUUAUAAUUUUUCUGAAAGCUCUGUAGCUGUCUUGUUUUAACCCUAGAGUCUGAACAAUUAUACCCUAGGGAGGUUAAAUGUACAUUAGUCCAUCCACAGUGUAUUGGCAAUGGUGUUGGGACUCGCAGCUGAAAUGUGCAGUUUGAUCCACAAAUGUCCUCAGCCUACCUGUAUGCAUCCUUGAGCAAGAUGCCUAAUCUUACCUGCUCCUUACUGACAUUUAGCUCAA